AUUUAUUCACCUAUGGUGAUACCGCUAUAUCAUGGAGAUCAAUGAAGCAAACAUUAACUGCAACAUCAUCAAAUCAUGCAGAAUUAAUUGCUCUUUAUGAAGCAGGUCGUGAGUGUGUCUGGUUGAGAUCAAUGAUCCAGCACAUACAAAAUGAAUGCGGUAUAAAAUCUUUUACUUCUAAUCCUACUGUGAUUUAUGAAGAUAAUACAGCAUGUAUAGCUCAGAUCAAAGGAGGUUACAUCAAAGGGGACAGAACAAAGCAUAUAGCACCAAAACUUUUCUCCACACAUGAUCUUGAGAAGGACGGAACGGUUGAUGUCAAACAAAUCAAGUCAUGCGACAACCCUGCUGAUUUGUUCACAAAGUCAUUGGCACCGAAGAAAUUUGAAGAACUGGUCCAUAAAAUUGGAAUGUAUCGUCUUCGAGAUAUGUGUUAAAUUGAGGGGGAGUAAUAUAAUGCACUGCACUCUUUUUCCCUUCGUCAGGUUUUUAUCCCACUGGGUUUUUCUUGACAAAGGUUUUUAACGAGACAGUACAUUAUAAUACUAUGAAACUAAUACCCCAGAAUAAUUAGAAGAUGACCAUUCAAGGGGGAGUGUUGAAAUAUAUUGAAUAGUCAUCUUCCAACUAUUCAUGAUCAGGAACACUUAUCAUCAUUGUUAAUAUAAAUAAGAAAUCAUAAUUAUGAUUUCUAGAUGGUAAUUGUAUGGCUCACAAUUAGCCCCUGAUCUAGACAUGAUUACAUUUUCUCCUAUAAAUAGGAGUAUUCUCCUUCAUUGUAAAUACACCAUUAUCACACUUCUAAUAACAUCUUUCUCACUAAGUAUUCAUACUAUACUUUAUCUCCCUGAUCUUCUGCUUAUUUCCUUCCAUAUUAUAAC
Cuscuta epithymum is the source of this 881-nucleotide messenger RNA. The record is from the annotation of a GenBank genome assembly. NCBI's taxonomy places the organism in Eukaryota, Viridiplantae, Streptophyta, Magnoliopsida, Solanales, Convolvulaceae.